AUGGUGGGCAAUGAUGGAGGUUCGGUAAUGUUCUUCAAUCCAAUCACUCAUGAUCGAGCAGAUCGAGUAAAAAUGGCGGAGAAAGCUAGCAAAGCGAUGAGCUUACUGAAGUUAGCGGAAGAACGAGCUACGUUGAAGAAACAACUCGAGGAAGGAAAACAAAAGCAACGGCUAGAUUCUGUACCUUAUCUUCCAAAAGAUUGCGUAUCCAAUAUCCUUAUCCGAUUACCUCUCGAAUCACUUCAACGAUCCAGAUUCGUUUGCAAGCCAUGGUAUAGCAUCAUCAACAGCCGUACAUUCGUUCACGACAAUCUUCAACAAGCCGAGAAGGUCUUGAUAUUCUUGAGCCCCUUCAAUCUUGUUUCUCGCUGGUCUGAUAAAGAUUCAGUUUUCCGAGAAAACACUAAUACGUUUUCUGUUGAAGCCAAGAUCUUCGAUCUGAAAUCAGUUCAUGUGCUUCAUCGACCUCUAAUCGCCUCAUCAUCAAAGUAUGCUAUCAGAUACAUGAUGUUAGCCGAUGGGAAGACAACAAUAGGUGAGUUUAACGCCACUUGUUUGGGCAAAAUUAGAGCAACCUGCGAUGGUUUAAUCGUGAUCGAUAACAUAUUAAAGAAAGGUGAAUUGGUGAUCAUGAAUCCGGUCACUCGUGAACUGGAUUUGCUUCCUUUAGGCACGAUAUACCCUUCACAUGAAGAAUCAUUCGCGCUUGUGAAUUGUACACAAGGGUACAAACUAAUUCACUUGUUUCGUGAUGAAUCACAGUUCAUUGGGUGUGAAGUUCUAAGAAUUGGUGAAAGAUCAUGGAGGGUAAUCGAUGGGCCAUCUUUUGGGCUCUUGAAAUGGUUUGGAUACGAACCGGUUUUUGCAAUUGGUGCAUUACAUUGGGUUCCUGAAAUUGAUCAUAGUGAAUACAUAGUCUCGAUGACUAUAGAUGAUGAGAAGUUUUACAAGAUCGAGCUUCCAAAAGUUAGUAGAUUCAAUGAUAGAAUAAUGGAAGUGUCUGGAUGUCUUUGUUUCGUGGCACAUGAAGAAAUGAAUGAAAUAAGCAUUUGGAUAUUGGAGAGUUUAUUGGGAGAAUGGAAAAAUAUAUAUACGAUUGGAGUUGGGUGUAUACGAGAUUUGAUCCCUCUUUAUUUUCCAAAAUUUAAAUGGGAGAUAUAUUUCAUGGAUAAAGAUGGUUCGGUUUUCGCUUUUGAUUUUGAAAAGGAACAAAUGCGAAAAGUUGUGGUCAAGAAGGAGAUUUUUCCAAUUCAUCAAUCUGCUUAUACGAUUCAUGUCAAUAGCCUCGUUUCGUGGUCAAUCACAGAGAAUGGUCAUGAUAAUAUUGACCCAUAGAGCACUAAGUACUUAAAAAGGGUAAAUUUAUAUCUACAGUCUCACACGGUAUAUUUUGGGCCUUAGGGUAAACAUUAUAGGUUUUUGAAUAUAAGACCUUUUUAGAAUUCCACUUUUAGGUUUCAUGGGUGGUCUAGAUCAAUAAGUGUGUCAUAUCGCUUUAUGUUGUUCCUUAUAGAUUUUCACA
Molecule: messenger RNA, 1522 nt
Organism: Lactuca virosa
Lineage: Eukaryota; Viridiplantae; Streptophyta; Magnoliopsida; Asterales; Asteraceae
Source: the annotation of a GenBank genome assembly